ACAAUAGUCGAAACAGCUGAUGGGCCCCAGCUGAUCGUUCAGUAUUGCGAUAUACACACACAAUCGUGCAUGCAGCAGCGAAGUGCUGAACCAACCGUGAAGUUCGGCGCUCGCUCGCCAUCAACAACCUACCUUUUCUUUGUUGCACCAGUAGAAAUAUUGAUGUCUGGAUUUUAUAUCUAAACGUCUUCUCAUUUUACCGAGCAGAACCCAAACCUAUGAGAUCUCUUUGUGGAAUAAGUGCCGAUGUUUUCUAAGAGUUAUAGCAGUUGAUUAAUCAUUUUUGUCGCGGACGAGCAACAAAUCAAGUCAAAAUGUGUUGCUUUUUCAAGAAUUCGUGGGGCUGGUUGGUGACUUUUGCAACCUUCCUCCUCAUAAUGCCCGUUACGGGUAUCCUGAGCAGUUUUGGAGUCAUCUUUGUGAAAUUACAGCUCGAAUAUGAUAUAUCCGAUUUUGCAUUAGGAUGGAUAGGAUCAGUGGCCUUCGGGAUAAUGUUCGCAGCAUCGCCGAUCUCGACCGGUCUCUUCAAGCGUUUCGGACAUCGUAAAGUCGCCGUAGUUGGCGUCAUCCUGUGCAGCGCAGGUCUCCUUCUGUCGGCUGCCGUACCUAACCCAUACUACCUCUUCGUCACCUACAGUCUCCUCUUUGGUGUCGGCAGCAACUUCAUUGACAACACAUCACUCAACUUGGUCGGGACAUACUUCCCAAGGAAGAACAGCGCCCGUGCCUCCUGUUUCGCCACACUCGGAUGGAGUAUAGGUUCACUUACUUUGAAUCCCGCUGUCGAGCUUCUGUGCGAGAAAUUCGGCUGGCGUAAAACCUUCAUCAUCCUCGGCUGUUGCCUCUUAGUUCAUGGGCUCCUCUGCGCUUGCCUCUUCAGGAAGAAGGUCGACUACGUUGAAAUUGCAAUCUCUGAAGAGGAAGACGCAGAAGACAAGGAAGAAUACUACAAUGAUGACGAGAUCAACACGGUCGACGACAAUGUAUUCAAAUCACAGACCAAUGGGUAUAUCCCAGUAAAAGGAAGCUUCCAACUUGGCGAACCCGUUCUCCUCAGCACGCAGUUGUCAACCAUCGACGAAUCCGCACUCAGUAACGAGAAUAUCAACCAAAAUUGUCACACAGGCACGGCACCAGUAACGAGAAAGGAGAGCGUGACAUUCGCGCCUUCAACUCAGCUACCGAACGAUGGGGAAGAAGGGCUCCAGCGAAACGAUAGCAACUUAUCACAACUGUCAAGUAACGGAUCAAGAAGCAGUGGGUCGAAGGGACGUCAGGGAAGCAGCAACUCAGGGAAGAAUGAUCAGAAUGGAAGACGGGACGGCUCAAUCACCAGGAAAGACAGCACAGGCAAGAUGAGGAGAAACAGUUCCAUGAACAGACGGGACAGCAUUGUUAGUUUUAUCAGAAGAGAUAGCACAUGGUCAAGGAAGGACAGUAUAAGGAUUCCUGUACCAGACAACACGCCAAAGCACACAACGAAACAGUAUAUCAAGGCUUUCUUGCACACCAUGAAGGCGCCUGGUAUCUUGUUAUGGGGCUUGGCCAACAUUCUUAUGAACAUGUCACUCAUCUUUCCAUUUGUUAAUUUUAUAAAAUACAUGGAAACGAUAGGCAUCCCAUCAGCAAAGGGAGUCCAUGUUUUAAUGGUCUUCGGGUUGUCGGAUAUGAUCGGCCGUGGUGGUUCGGCCAUCUUCGGAGAUUACAUCCCUUUCCACACCGUGUAUGUAUACCCGAUCUGCAACCUUAUCAUGGGUGCUGUGACGAUGUGUCUUCUAGUCAUUGACACCAUACCUGGACUUUAUGGCUACGCUAUAGUUGUGGGUACGCUGACGGGAGUUGUGAAUAGCAUGCUGCUCAAAGUAUCAAUGGAUCUUUUUGGUCACAAGCUAUUAGCAGAGGCAUGGACAUGGACUCUACUAUCCGCUGGCAUCGGUAUUACAUUCGGCCCUUCAAUAGCAGGUGCAUCAUACGAUUUAACGCAAUCCUUCGAUGUCGCCUUCUACAUCGGCGGCGGUAUCUACAUCCUAGCAGCUGUCGUCACCCUCGCUAUCCCCUUAGUCCAGAGGUGGAAAAAAUGGGUACCAGAGAAGCAGAGCAAACCAGGACUCGACGCCCUGCCCGAAGAUGCCAUCCCCGAGAACUUGAGGCGUCUGUCCAUUAAGCCAUUGGAGGACUCGAAGGCGAAAGCGGAACUGCAUAAACAGCAGACGGAAGAGCUUGAAAAGAGUGCGAAACGGCUGGAGGAGAGAUUGACCGUUGUUUAGAUGACUCCUUGACUGUGUUGUUUUUUAAUACAUCUGUGCGGGGAGAGCGAAAUGAGCGCUCUGAGAAAAGAAACCUCACCCGAUCGAAGCGCUUUCGCAUAUCUACCACCGUCUCUCUCGCUUCGUCUUUUCUUUAUUCACGAACAACUCGCCAAAGUUUGUCGCAAUAUUUAUGCUAUCCUGUUGGUUGUAUAUAUUGUAUCAUAGUGAGAGAAAGAAACGAAAACAAGCCAAUCAAGAAUAAGAGCAGUCUUGAAUAAUGCCUCAUUUUCAUGAUGCCUUUUUAUCGACAUUUUUUCGUGGUAUUUAAUUAAGAGCACAAAAAAGGGGUUUUAUUCAACCCCAUGCUAUCUGUAAUUUUUUGGCAGAUACAACAAUGUGUGUGUGUAGAAUUCCGUUGACAUCUCAAAUGCUUUUAUAAAAGAUGGGCCUUACAAAUAAAAUUGCGUCCGUCUCGGUAUGGUUUUGUUCUAGAAGCAGAUGUGGACUAAAAUGGAGAUGAUCAUGCAGUUGAUUAUUGUAAUCAAUAUGUAAUAUAUAUUGUGUAGAUUAUAUAUAAGCAGCGAAAGUUAUAUUCUUCCUCGGCUAUAUUCAAACCAAUGCUUAGGGAUUAUAUUUAAAUUGUAAAUAAAUUACAAAUCAAAGAAUAUUGCUAAUGUAUAAACAAGCAUGCAAGUGUCCGAAAGUGGAUCAUUUACAAUGCUUAUGCUUUAUUAUAUUGAUCUACGAAAGAUAAUUCUCAGUUUAAAAUUUAGCUCCUUUUGAAAACGGAUUGCAAUUGUUUUUUUUAAACUAAUUUUGCCUUACACAUGAUGCUCUGCAAAUUUUGUCUUUAUGUUUUCAGCUGUCACCAUGAAACCUCAUCAUUGUAAAGCACAGGUCGCACAAAAAUUGAGUGCUCAUUGCGAUUACCGUAAUUAAGACGCAGUGAUUAAGUUAAGCAGCAGCGCUCUCAGGAAAUUCUCAUGCAGAUCAAGCGUCGGCCAUAAUCACCGGCACUGCGACUACUUGUGUUUCUCCAAAAGGACGCCGAAUCAAGAAAACUCUUCUACAAGGUGUGAAAAAAGCGCAUUGCGACCUAGACGAUGCCGUUGCGUUUCAUCAGAUUUUCCUAAGACGCUGUAGGCAUAUGUAAUGCCAGAACGCCAAAGUAAUGGUCGGACCCUUCUGAAAGUCUUUAGCGACUGCAUGGGCAGAAAUGUGAUGGAGUUAUUUAAAGAAGUCAUAUCUUGAGUUUGCAUGCUAGGCUUGUGCACUACUGUGCCUCGGGAUUUAUACAUCACAAGGAAAAUGAUAAAAUAGCAAAUUUUUAAAUCAAGAUGUUAGUCCCUCCCUCCUUUUUUGUUCAGCAAGAAUUUUUUUUGUCAAGCAAAUGAAGUAUAAACAAGGACUUCGUGAUACUAGAAAUAAAAGCAAAGUCUACCCCCCCCCCCCAUCCAGUUUUUGGCCGAGAAUAUUUCAUUUUUGCGCAUUGUUCUGUGCAUCGUUCAUAGUUUUUUGUCCUGUCAUGUAACUGUCACGGUGGAUUUUUCUUCUCUUUUAAAAUCUCGAUUUGUGGUUGGACAAACACUGUGAAUCAAGUGUUUCUUGUGUAUAAACCUUCUGUGAGAUAUAUACUUUAAUCAUCAUUUCCAGUAUUGUAGACAUAAUAUUUAAAUUUUCACUGUUUAGGCGCACACUAUUAUAUAUUGCACUUUCCCUCAAAGAAAAAUCCACUCAAUAUAACAGAUUAUAGAUAAUACAAAGUCAAUGUAUGUAGUAUUUAUUGUGGUUUAGUUUUUAUUAUUCCGUUCAGUAUCGUAGAAAUGUCCUAUUGAUGUUAAUAAGACUUGUGAUUAGGAUAUUUUCAUAUAUGUCUUGCCACUAUUAGCAGAUUACAAUUUAUAUCAUAAUUCCCCAAAAUUGUGAUCGUUGAGCAUACCAUUUGAUCAAAAAACCAAAAUUUUCCAUUCGUUCUCUGUUUUCGUUUUUUCUCUCUCUCUCAUCUGAUAGAAACUUGUGUCAACUCGAAGUUACUUUAAUAAAACGUUAAUUGAGCAAAUUAUUACUGUAAUUAUGAAAAUUAUAUUAGGAUUUCUUCCAUUAUUUCCCUGCGGGUCGUUAUGCAGAAUGUUCAGUAUUUUCAUACAUUUUCGAAGUUUUUUUUAAAAAGCUGAUAACGUCAUAUAGGCGCAUUAACGGGAAAGGGCUCAUUCAAUAUAAGAGAUUUGAAGAAACCAACUGAUGCAUUUUUAUGUAGAAUUAAGCUAGAUCUUCGAAUGAAAUUUUGUAUGGAGUUGACGAGUAUCCUACAUCAACAUGAUUGUUUUCAAUGAAAAUAUAGAUGAACACAGGCCAGACUUUGUCAUUGUGCUCUACUCUAUUUCUGAAUAUAAGUACCCACUUUACUGUUGCAUUAUUUUCAUAUAAAAAAAAUCAAUUCACUAGUGUGGAUGAAAACAAGGAUACAAUUAAUGUUUAUUACGUUCGUCACGGACUUGACCUUUCCGAAAAUUAGCCUCCGGCGUUUUCAGAUUAUUUGAAAUGUGAAGGCUUCUUCCAUGUUACCUAUAAUUACACUACAAGUAAUUAUGUAUAUCUUUCUAUCUGUCAUGAGAUACGGUAGAAUACAUGUUACAUGAUAAAAUGCUGUUAUGUCGAGCAACAUUCAGGUUACCUUUUGUACCAUUAUAUACAACACGUGCUUGAACUCUCAUAAGCAAACAUACCUCUCAUGUUUAUGUGUCACGUGUUGCAAUGACGUCAAUAUCAAGUAUACAUGUGUAUCGUGUGUAUAGGGAGUUGUUUGAGUGAUUGCCUAUAAACAUGUUAAUAGUGGGCAAAUCCUGUGAUGAUACCACCUUCUCUCUCUUCUCUCUCUCUCUCUCUCUCUCUCUCUCUUCCUCCCUCCCUCCCCUUCACUCCCUCCCCUCUUUCUCUUCUCUGUGAUAAAGAGUUAAAUUAUUGUUCACAUUUGUUCAUCAUUAUUGUGAAUUGCUUAUCAAAUAUAUUCAAUACCUCAAUACAUAAUAACUCACUAAUAUCAUAUAAUAAUAAUUUUUAUUUUUUCGUGGCAAGCGUUAGAAAAGUAUUAUAUGUAACAUGCAAAACAUGGUAUAGUAUCAGUCAGUUUGUCUGAAGUUGUAUGAACGGUAUUACGUAUUUCGUGCGUACAGCACAUUGUAUAGUAUUCCGCUAGACAGGUUUCAAAUUAACAAUAUUUGGCUUAAAUAUAUACUUCGGGACGUCGUGUACAGUGGAUAGGCUAGGCAAUUUGUCCGUGUGUAGAAGCACGGUGAUUGUAAAACAGUAAUUAUAAUAAUAGCCAGCGUUUCUUCAUUAUCACGUUAUAUAAUAUAAUGUUGAUUCAUGUUGAUUAUGUACAUGACAUGAAAUGUACAUAAUUAUGUCUAGUGUUUAGCAAUUUCCUGACAAAAUAGUGCCUUGACUUGUGGCCGAUCUGUUACUAGCUUAUGUUCCGUAUUGACUUGUUUACGGUAGAUGACUAUGACCGUACUAUACUUGUUUUAUUCUUGAUAUGUCGAUAUUAUGUGAAUACUCGUUUAAAAAACAUCAUAAUUUACUUCUUUCAUGAGAAAGAAAACUAUAAAAAUUAAAAAAUCAAAUUAAAAAAAAA
Molecule: messenger RNA, 5883 nt
Organism: Strongylocentrotus purpuratus (purple sea urchin)
Lineage: Eukaryota; Metazoa; Echinodermata; Echinoidea; Camarodonta; Strongylocentrotidae
Product: monocarboxylate transporter 9
Exons: 6
Coding region: 315-2267 (650 amino acids)
Biological process (GO): transmembrane transport
Molecular function (GO): transmembrane transporter activity
Source: RefSeq, a predicted model, not a curated record